CUCCCUACCUUACUCCGCGGUAUUAAGCAAACAAACAUACCUGCAGCGCAAACACAAAAGCAAAAUGACCUAUCAUACAACAUACACCUCCUUCGGCGAGCUCCUCCGCGGCCUUGACGGCUACAUCGACGAGCUCGCACCCUACCGCGUAGAUGGCACCCAGACCAUCUUUCCAAAGCUACCUCUUGAGCUGCGUGAGCAAAUAUACGGCUAUAUUCUCGAUCCAAAACCGGCUUCCAUCCACCCUCUUCCUCCCUACCUUGGAGACAACCUGAUGGGGGAUCUGAGAUACGAAAUCCUGCAUGUAAACAAAGCAACACGCAUCGACGCCGGACUGUUUUAUAUCCGCUCGAAGAAGUUCGAUAUAUGGAUAACCGAGUCGCGUGGCCUUUUUACCAAAUUCCUCGAGAGGUUCCCAGGAGAGCAGGGAUUCUGGAGUGUGCGACAUCUCGUGUUCCACAAGUUCUAUUGGGAUAUUCCAGAGGGACGAUAUAACCCGAAUAUCGAACUCAUGCUACGCUGCAAAGGUCUACGUACAGUAAGCCUAACUUUUCAUCGAUCCUGGUUCCUGAAAGUAGUUAGCAUGGAGGAGAUCCAAGAAGACGGUACUUCUUUUGUCCAGAAUGCUAAAGGGAUAGAGGAGACAUACAGACUGAAUGACAUAUUCGGGCUGGAGAACAUUGAAAAAAUCGAGCUGAGGAGCACGGCUAGAUUCCAACCGUGUCGAAGGGUUGAGACCGGGAGCGGGGCUGUGAUGGGGUGGUACGAUGCUGUAUCUCUAGCUUUGAGCCCGAGGACUAUUAUGGUGGAGUUGAGGGAUUGGUUGAAGGCCGGUUUUGGGGCAAGGGGGAGAAGGGUAGCGGUAGAGGUUGUGACUACCCCAGGAUUGGACUAG
This is a messenger RNA of Trematosphaeria pertusa, 895 nucleotides long. RefSeq lists its product as uncharacterized. The record is from RefSeq and is a predicted model, not a curated record. The coding region runs from base 65 to 895 and encodes 276 amino acids. The transcript has a single exon. NCBI's taxonomy places the organism in Eukaryota, Fungi, Ascomycota, Dothideomycetes, Pleosporales, Trematosphaeriaceae.